GGUUGUUUGUUCCUGCGAAAGCAAAGCGCUAGUGACAAGCGCGCGUCUCAUGUGCAUUAUGGCGCUUUCCUUGCUCGUGAUACUGUGAGGAAGCACCAGACAUUUCUCUAUCUUUGUAUGACGCUGUCACUCUUUAAGAGAAGCAUACUGGGUGGCUUGUCAUUGUGUAGAAUGGACAGAAUAGCAGGCUUACAUGAAGCUAAUGGCAUCAUGAGGAAUACAGUAGAACGCCUGGGACCUGUCACGACACCAGAAGGACAGACCAAUGAGCUAAUAUAUGUUCCACCUUCCCAAAGCAUAGGAAAGGCUCCUCCACCAGUUCUUGUAUUUUUUGGCGGUGAUGUUCAGGACUACCCUGAGGUUAUGACAGCCCAUCGAGACCAUGGGCAUUAUGUGAAAUGGAGUCUCACCAAUAGUGCAUCCCUUUUGGCUGAAAAGUUUCCAUCACAUCAUGUGUUUAUUGUCAAACCAAGUAGAAUGGAGAGAAAAACCUUCAGCUGUUAUGAUAACUUUGUGGAAAGCAAUAGUGUAGGUGCUCCAUCUCACAACCCGGGGGUGAUGGCCACAAAGCACCUUGCAGGUCUUAUAACAGAGGGUCUAAAGAAAGUUGCAUCCAUGAAUGAGGAGAAGCUUUUGUCUUCUCAUCACCAUUACCAAGAAUCAUGUUCAGGAGAAUUGGAAAGUUGCAAAGAUGAUGUCAAUCCACAAAGUAUGGAUGAAACUGCAGUGAAACCGGCAUCAGAAAGUGAGGAGCCUCUCCAAGUUGACAAGGCAGAAAGUGCAUGUGAUUCAGAUACAAAUGCUGAUGCUCUUGAAUAUGAAGAAAUAACAUUGAUUGGCUUUAGCAAAGGUUGUGUUGUGCUGAACCAGUUGAUUAUAGAAUUUCACCUUCUGUCUGUCGUUGAAGAUAUGGCUGCUGGUAGUAUCAAGGAUUUUACGAGUAAGAUACGUAAUAUGUACUGGCUUGAUGGCGGCCAUGCAGGUGGCAGUAAAACGUGGAUCACGGAUCAUGCUGUACUGAAAGAUAUUGCAUCUCUUCCAAAUCUUGGUAUCCAUAUACAUGUGUCUCCAUAUCAGGUCCAAGAUGAUCAGCGUCCGUGGAUCAGAAAGGAGUGCAAAGCAUUUUACAAUGUCUUGCGGCGUAAUGGUGCAAAUAUUAGUUAUACAUUACAUUGUGAGCAUGAGCUGCCAUCACUUUUUUCUCACUUCAAGGUACUUGAUUUAUUCUCUUAAAAAUAUGUCAUACAUAGCCAAUCAUACUUUUCAUUAUGGAGUGAUGGUUGUUUCAGCAUUACAUUUAUUUAACAUUAAACUCAUAUUGUUUUAUUAUUUCUAAUUAUGUAAAGGUUAAUACUUUACUGUGAAAUGUUUAUAUUUUAUAGAUUUUGGUUUUAAUGCGACUGCUUUUUGUGUUGCUUUGUUAUAACAUCUCUGGUUUUCUGUUGACAAUCAGAAAGUCUAUUUUAGAUUUGCACAGUGGUGAAAUGAUGUCCAUUUUAUAUCAUGGAAAUCUGUUCAAAA
Messenger RNA from Penaeus vannamei (Pacific white shrimp), 1521 nucleotides. Its product is annotated as mitochondrial protein C2orf69 homolog. NCBI's taxonomy places the organism in Eukaryota, Metazoa, Arthropoda, Malacostraca, Decapoda, Penaeidae. Gene Ontology annotation, cellular component: mitochondrion. The record is from RefSeq and is a predicted model, not a curated record.